Suillus subaureus is the source of this 738-nucleotide messenger RNA. RefSeq lists its product as uncharacterized. NCBI's taxonomy places the organism in Eukaryota, Fungi, Basidiomycota, Agaricomycetes, Boletales, Suillaceae. The transcript has 4 exons. Bases 1 to 738 code for a protein of 245 amino acids. The record is from RefSeq and is a predicted model, not a curated record.
AUGCAGAACAGAUCACAGCGUUCGCGGAAGAGGGUGCGCGUACCUGCUGCACUCCAUACAGAACUCACAGAACAUGCCAUGUUGAUCAAGACAAUCCGGACAAAUCAUUUGCUUAAUCUCACUCACCAACUAUACAGCCAUGCUAGUGCCCAGCGCGCUGUCGAUCUUGAAAAUAUCCGUCAAGGCAAGGGAAAGUUGAAAUCAAGAGAUACGUGGACUACUUGGCCUUUGAUAGAUUGCUUUAUUCCGGAAUGGCUGGUUGAAGACGAAGUUAAAUCUCUGGCCGAAGCGGUGGCUCAUCAGCUCAAAACUAAAUGUCUAUCGGGAGGGCAUCGCCACCAAUCAGAAUCUCAGGAUGAUGUGGAGGAAAAGGACGACGACGAGUUGGAACCCUUGUCACCAAGUUUUUUCCAAGCUCUAGUCUGGCAAGCUACUAAGGUCCUGGUCUGCAUUUUGGAUUCCAUUCUCGAACAGCGACCGGCGGUAGCAGAUAGUAUGCAGAACAGGAUGUGGGCAUUUAAUUGGGAGGGUGUUCUGAGAGUCUUAAUCUCAGGCAUGACUCUAGACAGAACCGUGGUAUCUGCUGCAAGCAAGCGCCUGUCUUCAAUAUAUGGCUCAUCUAAGGGUCUUGACAUCGCUUUGUCGAGAAUUGGGCGCAUUGAAUCUCGUACAUCCGUGUUGGCUGAACUCUCAGAAAGGCACGAGGAUGCAUUUCUUCAGCAACCCACCCUUGUUUGA